AUGACAUCCGAAAAAACUCUGUCUGAGAUCGAGGCUGUCAUCCACGAGUGCCCCCAUUGCCCUGAAACCCUGUACACCUUCGACACAGGCGAUUACGAUGUCGAUGAGUCUUACGAAUAUUUCCAUAAACCCUGUGUCUCCACACUCUGCACCGAAUUCGAGCACCUCAAGAGUGCGCUGUGCGACCAGUGUCUCCAUCUUCGCCUAUGGCAUUUGCUGAAAUGCAUGCAGUGGGGACCUGGAAACGAUGCAUUUGAUGUCAAUCUUGACCGACCAUUUCGGCGAGAACAGUUCAUGUCCAAAACGUGCCCAUUCUGCCAGCUGAUACAGACCUUGUUACUGCCUGGUACAUAUGACCCAGCGAAAUUGGAAUCUGGCGAUCCGCUGUUCAUGGACGUUGACGAAGACGCGUGCCUUCAACUGAGUCUAGCCAAGCUCAGCGAGCAGAAGUCCAGUACAGUUGCAACAGUUUUUGUGGAUAGCGGCGCUAGCAUCUUUAGAACCCCAACCAUUGGAGCCUUGCACAUCGCCUUGACCGGGCAGGCAGCAUUCAAGACCCUCGUAGGAUCCACGGUAGAGUGGAACCGAAUUCGCGAGGUUAUCAAAACUUGUCGUAGAGACCAUGUGGAAUGUCAGAAGGUUGUCUCCCAUCACCUUCCUAAAGGCUUCCGAGUCAUCGAUGUCACCAACAGGUGCAUAGUGGAGAAGGAGAAAUGUGACUUUGUGGCGCUGAGCUACGUUUGGGGCGCUGAUGCCACCAUGAUCACCUACAAGAACAAUAUUGAGGAGCGGAGACGUCACGGGAGUCUCUCAACAUCUCGAUUGUCACAAACCCUCGAGGACGCAAUUCAAGUCUGCCUGCAAUUGAACGAGCGGUACCUCUGGAUUGAUAGGCUCUGCAUUAUUCAGGACGAUGAAGAGGACAAAGCGCGGCAGAUCAGAUCCAUGGACAUCGUCUAUUCGGCAGCGCGCUUUGUGAUCAUGAACACCUAUGGUAAUGGCGCGACGUACGGCAUUUCGGGAGUCAGUCGCUCGCGCCAUGCCAUGCAGUCUAGUGCUUUAUUGCCUGGUAUGACUGUGACAAACCAGGUUCGCGAGACAGGAAAUGACUCUUUCGAUACCUGGUUGACUCGCGGAUGGUAUUUUCUCGCCCAACGAAAGCUUUACUUCAGAAAUAGGAGCAUCUACUACGAGUGUGAGCAAGGCAUCCUACACGAGGACGCCUUCAAUGACGAUGCAACCCUUCGCUAUAGGGAUUUGCGUCUCCACUUCCAACGCUACUCUUUGCAAAGGUACAACUCAGGAUUUACCGCGUACACACGUCAUGUCAAUCACUACUCUACGCGGGCACUCACCUUCCGGAGCGAUGUUUACAGUGCCUUUUCCGGUGUGAUGAAUACGCUUUUUGGGACGGCUGCCGUCUACUACGGAUUGUCGCUAGCUCACUUCGACCAAUCAUUGCACUGGUUCCGCGUAGUGAACGAUAAGCCUUUGAUCAGAGAAGAACAAGGAACUCAUUUCCCUUCAUGGUCUUGGUAUUCAUACAUGUGUACAACGGAUCCAAUACGCCAUCAGCAGAACUCGUACCACGGCCCGCUCACUGCAUGGUAUACGUACAACGCCGUCACAGGCGGCGUAAUCGCAUUGAACGAGCAAGUAGAUGGAGAACUGGAGAGAGAUUGGCGAUUGCUGAUGAGUCUCAUUUAUAGCGAAACCGGCAUUGCGUACGACUGGCGCGUUUCAUUGCAAGACGAAACAUGGAACGACAUACACCAAGCAGCUACCAAACGCUGGCCGGAUUAUUCAGCAUUUCACAAGCAGCUCCCUGGGGUGGCAGAUGAUCUCCAGUUGAUUGCUCAUCAAGAAGGACGCAAGACGCCAGGCACCAUUGUGGGUCGAACACAGACCGCCUUCUUCAGGCUCGACUCAAAAGACCAGUGGGCAAACGUCCUGAACGCCCAGGGAACUGUAGUUGGUCAGAUGUACGGAGCUACACCUCGCAUUGCAAGAAGGGUAGACUCGUCGCUCAAUACCAACUCCCAACAACUCUGCAAUCUUGAGUUCAUGGCACUAUCGGUGUUCGGCAAAGAUAGAGCAACAUGGAAUGGCCAUGUUGCACACAGGGAAGGUUUGGCUUGGGUGUAUCUUGCAGACUGGGCUGCGGCUACGCGGACGUGGAAGACGAUUAUCCUCCAUGAAGAGCUUCUUGAGUACGCGCCUUACAAGGCGAAUGCCCUGUCAACCCAAAGCGUCUUCCAUCUCGAUGCUUCCACGCCUCGUUGCUUCAUCGCCCGUCACGGCGAAACUGAAUGGACCAAGAACGGUCGCUACACGGGCUCUACCGAGCUCGAGUUGACUGCAGAUGGCGUCAAGCAGGUCUCAGGAACAGCUUCGCAUCUCGUGGGCUCUGGAAAAUUGAUCGACCCGGCACGUGUUGUGCAGGUGUUCGUCAGCCCCAGGAAGCGCGCGCAGCAGACUUUCAACUUGCUUUUCGAGAGCUCGGGAAUGGCGCUUGAUGACGAGAAGGUUAAGCUCGAAGAGGAAAUUACGGAGUGGGAUCACGGCAUGUACGAGGGCUGGUUGAGCAGUGAGAUUAGGCAAAGUCGGAAGGAGAGGGGCUUGGAUACGGAGAGGGAGUGGAGUAUUUGGAGUGAUGGGUGUGAGAGUGGCGAAACUCCACAGCAAGUAACUGAAAGGCUGGACCGUUUGAUCGCAAAGAUUCGCGACAUCCAAAGGCCACACAUGAACGGAGAGCAACCGGCUGAUGUCGUUGUCGUCGCUCAUGGCAUGAGUCUCCGAUGCUUCGUCAAAAGAUGGUUGGGCUACCCCUUGGACAUGCCUUUGGCGCUCAUGCUAUCACCUGGUGCCAUCGGUAUUCUCAGUUACUUGAAGCAUGACAUUGCGCAGCCGGCUUUCUUUGUUGGUAUGUCUCUUCCGCCUCUCUGAUGAAGCCAUGCGAUCACGAUGGCCUGACUGGAUGGAAAAAUUCAUAUAUGCUAUCGAAACAGCAUGGAAGGAAUCGAACAAAAGGCUCGGGCGAGCUGCAUAUCUGAUUCGUGCACUAUCACGGUUCUGUCCUAGUGUCACCUCGUCUCCAAACAUCACCUGCCGGCUUCGGCAAUCUUGACUAGCUCCACAUCAAUCUAUCUCAGUCUCGGUGG
Molecule: messenger RNA, 3161 nt
Organism: Parastagonospora nodorum SN15
Lineage: Eukaryota; Fungi; Ascomycota; Dothideomycetes; Pleosporales; Phaeosphaeriaceae
Exons: 9
Coding region: 1-2946 (981 amino acids)
Source: RefSeq, a predicted model, not a curated record